AUGGCUGAAUAAGAAUCUGUAGCCACAUUUAAAUUUGCAAAUCAACCAAAAUUAUUUGGAAAAUGGGAUUAUGAUGAAGUUUAAUUAGCAGAUUAAUGCUUCAAAGAUUAUAUUGCAGUUCAGACAUUAAAAUCAUGUGUGUUUGUUCCCCAUACUGCUGGAUGUUAUAUAUAUAUGUGUGAUUACUAUCAAAGAAAGAAGUUUAGAAAAGCUUAAUGCCCCAUAGUUGAAAGAUUGGCUGGUGCACUUAUGGUUCAUGAUAGAAAUACAGGAAAAAUAGUCAAGGCUGUAGCAAUAAUUAGACAUGUAUUUGAAAUAGUGCAUUUAUCUAUUGACAGGCAAGAAUCCACUUGAGUCUUAUCAUUAGCUGUUUAAAGAGGUGGAGCUAGAGAAGAUUUUACAAAAGUAAGAACAGGUGGUGUUGCCAAAUAAUAAGCAGUUGAUUUUGCACCUAUUAAAAGAGUUAAUGAAGUAAGAAAUAUAAAUAUCUAUUAAAAGGCUGUUCAUAAUUUAGCUAAAGAAGCUAGAGAGGUCGUUCUUCUUUGUAUUCAAAAUAAGAAAUAAUUAACAAUUACUCAUGAUUAAAUCUAUAAACACUUAUCAUAAUAUGGCUAGAUUGAAAAAUAAUUACAAUUAAUAUGUAUAGAUUUUAAUAUUUGAAAAAAUCAAAUUUGGAAAGUCUUUUGGAAGCCAAAAACAAAGAAACUACAUAAAACUCAAUAAAGUAAUGUUAUAACAAAAUUUUGAAUUCUGA
This is a messenger RNA of Paramecium sonneborni, 754 nucleotides long. The record is from the annotation of a GenBank genome assembly. Lineage: Eukaryota; Ciliophora; Oligohymenophorea; Peniculida; Parameciidae.